AUGGCGGAUAACCCGAAAGCCCCAACGUUCAUCAAGGAGGGUUCUGGAGAUUUGGAAAGCCAAAGGAGAAACGAGCAAGUCAAUCGAGAAGUUGGCGAAUUGGUUACAAGAAAGUCGCUCAGCGAUCAAUUGAGAGAAAAUUCCAAGAAGAAACGCCAACAAUUUCAGAGACAGACAAAGGAAAAGAACAGCUUCACGAGAGUGUCAAACGAUGACUUAGAUCAUAUCAAUAAGGUAAAGCUGGAUGAAUUGGAAAAGCUUCGAAAUUUUUCGCAGUGGGCUGAAUCUGAGGAGCGUAAUCGUCGGAAACAGCUGCAAUUAUUGCAGCAACCUUCUACACCGGAGCACACUAACAAACAGGUGAUUUCCAAGAACGAUCCUAUUCCAACCUCCAUUAAAGUACGAAAACUAAAAACGUCCAAUGGCGCAAAGAAUGCGCUAGGUGUGAUUAGUAAACCAAAACAUAAGAAAACUGACAGAACCCAAAAAAAGUAG
Kluyveromyces lactis is the source of this 495-nucleotide messenger RNA. It is a transcript of the gene FYV6, whose product is annotated as Fyv6p. The coding region runs from base 1 to 495 and encodes 164 amino acids. Lineage: Eukaryota; Fungi; Ascomycota; Saccharomycetes; Saccharomycetales; Saccharomycetaceae. The transcript has a single exon. The record is from RefSeq and is a predicted model, not a curated record.